This is a messenger RNA of Varanus komodoensis (Komodo dragon), 1664 nucleotides long. It is a transcript of the gene PEBP4, whose product is annotated as phosphatidylethanolamine binding protein 4. Lineage: Eukaryota; Metazoa; Chordata; Lepidosauria; Squamata; Varanidae. The transcript has 7 exons. The record is from RefSeq and is a predicted model, not a curated record. Bases 95 to 703 code for a protein of 202 amino acids.
CUUGGAAGGGAAGGACAUGCAAGAUUAGUAGCCCAAUUCUGUGCAGCUUUAUGUGGAACGCCUUGCUCAUUAUAAGACUUCCCCUCAGGACAGAAUGAAGCCUCUGGUCCCUUACUUCCUGGUGGUUAUUUGGAUUGUGAUCGGUAUGCAAGAAGGUGUGCACAUGGACGAGUGUAUCUUUGAGAAGCUGGAUGGUGAAGAAAGCAUGUUUUGCAGAGGGCAUCUACAGAUUUUGUAUCCAGAACUGGGAGAUGUUGCCUGCACCUAUAUUCCAAAGUGCAACCUAUACCGCAAACAGAUCAGCAAGGAAUGGAGUAGUCCAAAAGUCAGAUACCAGCAGGCAGAUGAGAAUAAGAAGUAUGUUCUCAUCAUGGUGGAUCCAGAUGCUCCGAGCAGGGCCAAUCCAAAGUACCGCUUCUGGAGACACUGGACUGUCAUCAACAUCCCCGGUGCUGACCUGAAGAAGGGGAAGCUCCAAGGCUUUGUGCUGUCAGACUACCGCCGACCCACACCACCAUCUCGAACUGGCUAUCACCGCUACCAGUUCCUCCUCUAUGAACAGCCAGCUAGUCAAGAUAUAUCCUUGAGUCCAGAGGAGAGCUCAUCUGCAGGUUCCUGGAAAGUGGAGAACUUUGUGAAUAAGUUCCAGCUUGGAACACCUGUAGCUUCAGCCCAGUUUAUGACCAAGCAUUACAGCGACUAGGAGCAGCUGCUGCAGCGUUCCCCUUUGCUCCGAGAAGCUCUGGCUUGCAUUUUCCUCUUCAGAACAGAAGGGUGACUCAACUGUCUUUAUGCAACACCCACCUGUUGGCAUGUCAAACACAUUAAAAUCCAUUUCCUUGGGGCUUUGUCAAACUCACUGUGAUUUGCACUCUUAGGAUGCUAACCUUCUUCCUGCUUAGUUUCACUUAGCUCUGAAGAGGUUUGUAUGGGCACUUCUACCUGUUUGGACAUUCUCGAGCGAAUCGUAUGGGGGUGGGGGAGCAGUACCUGGAGGACGUCUAUGGGUGCUUUGAGUUCUUUUCAUGUUAGUCUAAUCCCAACACAUCCCAUCCUAAGCAGUCUAUAACUCUCACUAUGCAUAUCCUUGCCCCCAGCAGCUAGGAUGUCUGGGGAAGCUUCUUCUCCUGAAAGUAUAAUUGUGUGCAUUUUUCUGGAAGCAAGUGUGUAUCACAAGCCUUCUUGCUCAUUAGGCUUACAAAUUACAAAAUAAAAAGUCAAAGAAGCUGGGCCUCUCAGAGAUACUGGUUGCACCUGUCCCUUUCCCCAGAGCUAGUUUGGUUCAGAUCCUACUCUGAUUUUUCAUUCAAAGAGGCAUAAAGAAAAGUUCCCCUACUGCAGCUUUUUGUGGGGCAAGUAGAUUGCAUCCAGUGCCUGUGAACCUUUCAAACCAUUGUGUUCUUUGUGUUCUUACCAAGUUUUAAAUGCUUUCUCCCAUCCAAUACUGCUGCUAUCGCUGAAGGACCCAAGCUGUACAGGUGCUUUUUGCUUAGCAUAUUCUCUUGGCACUAAACUGCUCAUUUCUUUUAUAGUGCUUCCCUUCAUAAUCUCCUUUCCAACCCAAGUAUACAAUUAACACUUCUGAGUUGUGUGUGUUUUUUCCCCUUUAAAUAAAUACCUGCUACAUUCUGCAAGAAUCACAAUAAAGACAAAUCUGCUUGUGA